Molecule: messenger RNA, 1485 nt
Organism: Bolinopsis microptera
Lineage: Eukaryota; Metazoa; Ctenophora; Tentaculata; Lobata; Bolinopsidae
Product: RNA-binding protein 33-like
Exons: 2
Coding region: 1-1485 (494 amino acids)
Molecular function (GO): DNA binding
Source: RefSeq, a predicted model, not a curated record
AUGACGUCACGUGGUGGUAUGAUGACGUCACAGGCAAGUCCUCUUAACCAGUCAGAGAAAAGAUUUGUUGACAGCACCACCUCUCCCAUUCACCCCCAGUAUUUGGAAAACAAAGAGAACUUCAACCCUUCCCGUCAGACAAGAUUCCAGCCAGAUCAGAGUUGUCAAUAUAGUUCACCUCCACUUCCUAACCAAGCACCUGACCAGACCGGACUACCGCCCCCACAGACUCCCAACCCCGCCACACCCAUCAUGGGACCCUCCCUCGAUCAGUCAGCUGCUGUUCUGGGACCUAGUCCUGGGUAUUAUAACAGGACAGACAGCGGCACUUCUGCGGGGUAUCCCAGAACAAACUUACCAGAAAGUGCUAGAUUACCGCUUCCGGAGCAUUCUAGAAUACCACAACAUUCCAAACUUUCAGUUCCUCAGUCAGAAAGUUCUAGACUGCCUGGUUCAGACCACGUGAUAGAACGAGGAGAAUCCCUGUCAUCAAUCCGACCAACUCUCCAACACGAACACCAUGCCAAGGCUCAAGAAAUCCAGGAUCAGAGAUCACCUCACAGUCCCACACCCAGAGUUCCCACUCAGUUCAGAGACAGUUCCGAGAAAAACUAUCAAGACAAUUGCCCACGUGACCAGGGCCCACGUGAUCAGUGCCCACGUGACCAGGGCCCACGUGAUCAGUGCCCACGUGAUCAGACACCUGAUGGCCCACGUGACCUGGACCGAGCCGCGCGACCAGCAGAACUACACAAGGCGCCUCACCCGGCCCACAGACCACCUCACUUAGGAGGGAGACCUCCUAACCUACCCUCUCAUCUGUUCCCUAACGAUACGAGACCUCUCCAAUUCCACACCCCACCCCCUACCAGAGGGUUCCAGCCCCCACUACCUUCAGGGCCCAGAUCAGCUAAUCUACCUCUACACAACGUUAGAGGAGACUUUCUUCAAACCAUGAGACCCAAACAAGAGCCCAUGCCUCAACUUGAUAUGGGGUAUUUUGACGCCGCGCGGGGUCUAGGAGAGGGAGGGCUGUCCCGAAAUACCGUCAACAUGCCCCUGGACAAAGAGAGAGGAGAGGUGUACCUUGGUAACCCUGGUAACAAAGCAGUACCCGAUAACUUAGCUGCAGGGUAUUUACCUUACCCUGAUACAAUGAGUAAACCAUAUAUCCCCGGAGGGGAAUUCUUUACGAAUAGCUCUGCUAAAGAGCGAUUUAACUUCAGUUUCAAAGAAACUAUUGGCAAGAUGUUGUCGAAGAAGAAAAAUACAGCAGCUUCAGACGUUAAUCCGGCGGGGAAAAGGACCAAGUUUUCCAACGAGCAGAUCAGAGUUCUGGAGCACUAUUAUCAGAACGUUAAUAAAUAUGUUACCGGGACAAACAAAGGAACUUUGUGUCAGGUUACUGGACUGGAGCUCAGCACUGUGUUGAUGUGGUUUCAGAACAAGCGUGCCAGGGAGAAGAAGCAGAAGACUAAUGUGUAA